UUCGGUGUCCCCCAUCCUCCCCCGCCCACCUACCUGAGCUCUUAUCCAGCUGUCUGCCGCCUGCUACCGCGUCAUGAGGAUUUCUGUCAGAUUGAUACCUCGCAUCUUGAUCCUCUGCGCCUGCGCUGCCGAUGUGUCGUUCGUGAACGAAUCUGAUAAAAGACUCGACUCUUUUUAGUAAAUGGGGCCAACCAGUUUCCAUAUUUUCUUCUUCUUCUCUCUUUUUAAUCUCUGAACACUAAUGCCUAUCUCACAACCAAAUAAACUACAAUCCCUUUUAAUGAACUUGUUCUUAAGAUAAGCAGAGGAAACUAGGCUAUUACAUCUGACUUUUAACCUUUUAAUGCCUGUUGUAUCAUAUUUGUAUACUUCUAUCAAAUCAAUAUGAUCAACAAAUUACUCAAAAAACACCUGUAUACAGUCAGACAAUGUAUCAAACGAGAUAAACAAAUAUAUUUGUUAAAUUUUAAUGACUUUUUUUCAGUAGUAAGUAAAAUAAACAUUUCAGCUCCAAAUAUUUUCAAAUUUUCUGGCCAUAAUUUGUGGUGUCAGGCGUUAAAAGGCUACAAAGUUCUUAGCGCAGUAUGUUAACUGAUGCGAGGCAUUAUAAAAGGGUGAUAUAAUUUAAAUGUUGUUAUUGACCUUUAUUCAGAUCAAUAUCAUUUUGCUAACAUUAAUAGAAGUCUGAAGUUAGAGAUUUACAUGAUGGCAGAGAGAAAUCAUGAUUAAAUUUUGAGCAGAGUGGACAAUUUUCUUUGUUUCUAUAUUACACCAUUCAAGUUAAAUUGAAUUAAUGUCUUAAUUAAUGUCUCUAAAUAGUGUUGUGAACACUUAUUACAUAAAUUACAAUUGUUUUAGUCAAUGGUCCAUUUAUAAUGAUUAAAAUAAUAACUGGGGCUUUAAAUUUUACCAGGUGUUAUAAAAUUUCAUAAUGCUUAUCAUUUCAGCCAAAUGUUUGAUAUCUUCAUUUUUAAUCCCACAUAUAAAGUAAAUCUAUGUGAAAAUCAUUAGAGUUAAAAAUCUUGCUUAUACUCCAUCUUUAGGUGUUUGUGUACUUUUUUAAUGAUGUAAUGUCAGUAAACAAUGUUUUUAUGUCGAGCAGUGCUACAUUCUGCAACAUGGAUGCAAUUGAGGUGACUUUUGUGUCAUUAAUAAUGCAUUAUCAACUCAGUAUUAAUGUAAUACAAUGAUUUCAUGGACAGUAUUUAUGUUCACACAAACUAAACAUAGGUUUUAAAAGGUUUAAGUUCACAGAAUAUUUGAAAUGAGGAGUCGUUUGAAAGAUGAGCCGGAUUUCAUUGCAUGAUUCAGCCAAAAGAUCCGACUCAUUUAACAGAGUCGGAAUUCCCAUCACUGGCCUCUGGGUUAACGGCGGAAAUAAGGAGGAGAAACGUUUUCUACAUGUGAGAGAGGAGAGGGAGCCUUCAUCUGAGGUUAUUUCUGCUGCUGCUUGGACUGAGCUACAGUAAGAGCAGAAGAGAGUGUUUUCAGCUCGGAUUGAAACGCAUGAAAACUGCUGGCAUGUGUGCUCUAAGGGCUGUAAUCUGCCGAACUGUGUGCAGGUAUGCUUUGUUUUGACUGUGCUUGGUAGCUGCCAUGUUUAACUCUGUUUUUCUAACACUUGUGACACAUUAACCACUACUGUACGUUUUAAUUUGUAGGGUUAAUUGCUCUAUAUUUUCUUCCCACAUUCAGCUGUUAAACAUUAAAAUGCGUGUAAUUGGUAGCUGUUGUUUCAGAGCUGUUUAGUGUUGGUCCUGGUUUAUCAACUUGAUAUCAAUUAUCCCACACUUUUACUGUAUGCACUUAUUUUGAAAAGCUUCCGCUCCAUACCCAGCUUUGAAACUGGACUCUGAGUGGACGUGGAAAAGGUCGCAGCCGAGCACGGAAAGUAUGCGAAGCACGUCUCAAAUGCUGCUUAUGAGAAUUUAUCGCUUGUAUUAGAGCCACCUGUUACUAGUCCCUGUCCUGUGGUUUUAAUGUGAAAUGCAGUUAGUCUACUGUCAUGUGGAAGCAGUGCCCAUGAGUCAGGUUCGAAAAAAUGGUGAAUUUUUAUUUUAGUUUUUUCAGAAAUGUUAAAGAUUAUACAAAUUAAAGUGAGACUAGUUUGCUGGUUGAAAAUCUGAACAUCACUAACCUGAUGCAAAAUUAUCCUUUUCUACUAUUUGAAGCAGCAUUUAAAAAAAAACUGACUGUUUCUGCUGGAAAUGUUUUCUCAGCACCUUUUAGCGUCACUACUAAAAUUUGGACUUUUUCCUCUAAAUUCCAAAAAGUAGACUCAUUUCAUCACCUUCUGAUUUGUUUCAAUCCUUAUUUGCACUUGUCCUUCUAAAACCUUCGCCCCGGUUUGACUUUCUUGUUUCUUUCCAGCGUCUCUCACCCUGCCUUGAGGAUGACUAUCCAGAACAACUGUGUGAUAUCUGCCAGAGACUGCUCUCAGGCUGGAAAUAAGAGAAACUCGCUGAGAUGGGACCUCACUCCGGCUGAGAUCAGGACAGCCGUUGACAGCUUGAUUAACAGAGUCAAGAAGGUCUAUGAUGACAUCGGAGCCCUGAAGAUAGAAAAUGUUACCGUUGAGAACACCCUGAAUGCAUUGGCCAAUGCCAAACUGGAGUAUGCAUGUAAGUCUGCAUCAGCUAAAUAGAAGAAACCUGUCAUCUUAGGGAAAUGCUCUCACCAUGCCAGGGACAGACAUGAACUUAAAGGAACCAGGAGGUCUAAAACCAGUCCACUGGCCUCGGGUUUAGUUAAUCUAAUCUACGACCCUCCAACAAGGACGCACAACAGCAGAGCCAGGCAGGGACACCCUGUGGUCUAGGAACAGGGUCAUCAAAUGGUCCUCUGCCAUAUCAAGUUGUAAACAAACAUCUAAGGAAGUCAGCUGAGUUAAAAGGGCAUUACAAAACUUCUCCCACUACGGGUUCAAGCACAGGACGAAUAAUUUUUAAUGCUUAAAAACCUUUUCCCGUUAAAGUGCAGUCAGAUCUAAAUGUAAAUGCCCCCUUGCUCACCCCUCCUUUUGGCCUUGUCUAUGGAGGCCCCUUUGAGGACAAAAAGCUUCAUAAUACCAAAUUUAUGUUAUCAUUAAUUUGUCAAGUUUUUACCAAAAUACACAUCUAUCAGAACAAGUCCUUUUUAAACAAGACAACUGUCUUUUUCUUAUUUGGUUUCUCGCCAUUACACUUCAAGCAGCCACUUACUGAAUAGAGAAUUGCUUAUAUGGCUUGUUUGCAUGUUUUCUGCCACUGUCUAAACAUGGUGUAUCAAGAUGGUGGCGUCCAUGAAAGGAACCUUGCUCCUAUGUAGAUAUAAAUGGCUCAGUAACAUAAACCAAACUACUUUUAUAUUGAUUUACAUCGAUUUUACACUUUUUUAAUAUGCUUAUGAUCACUCAAUUUCCACCACAGAUCUCCUGCUAAAUGCUACUAAAACCUACACACUGUGUCUUUAAGUUUAGACACCAAAACGACACUAAAAACUUCCUUACUCUUCACCACCAUCCCAUGGUUUGAGCACCAUCUAAAACACUGAAAGUGUUGAUGUAAAUCUCUAAAAAUAUGUAAUUUACAUGAAAACAGCAUUUCAGUCAUUUAAGGCUUGUUUCCACUGACUGCAACUUUUGCGCACUUUCAUAUUAAAAAAUGAGUUUAGCCUUCAACUUUUUGCUCAGGAAGUUAAUAUCCAAAGUUUGAACCCUUCUUCAUUUUGAUUGGGCGGGAAGAUAGAAGUGAUCAGCACACAAUGACCAAAAAAGACAGCUGGUACAGAGGGUGUUUUACACUGAGGAUGCAGAGUGUGAAAAUGCUGAUAAGAAGGGGUUUCAUUUAAAUAUUAGAAAAGGUUAAAAAAUGCUCUUAGAGGAGACAGGCCCUUAAAAAUAUGUAAUCCAUUCACUUAAAUUUGCCUUAAAUGUACAUCGUGAUUAGUUUCUAGUGGAAACAGGCCCUUAGAAACAUGAUAUUUAAUUCACUUUUAAAUUUGCUUUAAAUAUACAUUAUUAUAAGCAGUUUUGGGAGAUCACUUGCUCUUUUAGAAAUAAAAAUCUGUAGUUUAAGCUGAUUUCUGAACAUUAUAAGGUUCAGAGGUCAAAUCAACAAGUACAGAGUGGGAAUAUUGAAAGAUUUCGCUUUUGAUUGGGGUUUCUUGAGAGUGUUUUUAAACUUGAUGAUUUCCUCAACAUAUCUAACACUAUUCAUUCUGUUCCCUCAGCAUCACGCCACUUCCUCGAUUUCCCCCAGUUUGUUAAUCCGUCCAAAGAGGUCCGGACAGCGAGCACGGAAGCAGACAAGAAGCUGUCUCAGUUUGACGUGGAGAUCAGCAUGAGGGAAGAUGUGUUCAAGAGAAUUACCGCUCUGCAGGUACGCUCUGAUGCUCACACAUCCGUCACCUCAAUGAAGACGUGAAAGUUGAUCUAAAAACUGUCCUUGAUUGAACUCUAGUCCACUAAGUUUGUUAUGAGGUGUUAAAGACAUCUUUCCCAUUAACAGAGUGGAAGUGAGGCUAAUUAAAUAUAACUUGUAAGUAUGUGACACAUUAAUAACAUUAGCUGGAUUAUCUCUCAGAGGCAAAUGAGGGCCCGUGAUUGAUGUGCAUAACUGAAGGGUCUUAUGUUAAGAUCAAAGAUAUUUUACCCUCAUAUGACCCCUCUGCUGCUUCUUAUUUAGCUUUGGAGAGAAACCGAAUCUGAGCUAACUAAAGCCAGCCAAUGCCAGAUGUUAUUCCACCCUGAACUCACUCACUGACCCAUAUCAGUUGCCAGCUAGUAAAAAUAGGGAAACAACAUUAUGUAAUAGCCACACUUCUGCGUGUAUGAAAUUGUUUGUUUGUCUUUUGUGAUUAUUUUAUGACAGAAUAAGCUCCAAGAUGACCUUUUACCUGAAGAGAAGAGAUUCUUAAACAGGCUUGUUACUCUGGGGAAGCAGAAAGGAUUGCAUCUGUCUCAAGACAUCCAAGAGGUAAUGCAAAAUCUGAUCUACAAGCAAUGAAUCAAUCAUAAAACAACUGCAAACAGAUUACAAACACUGUCAUUCUACAAUCAGUGCUGCAGAAAUACCAGUAAUGUUGAUAAAAAGAGAAUUUAGUUGUUUGCAAGUCAUUUAAAGCCUGCAUUAUUUAGUCAAAAAGUGAGCAAAGAUAACACGCCAUUCUAGCCUGAUAUGGGUGUUCAGCUGAUUAGCAGUCUCUUUUGAUGCACUUUUAUUGCAUAAUGCACCAAAAUGUUCUCAUUAGUUUUUAAUUCAGGGUUGCAGCCAGACUAGUUUUGCACCAGGACUCCUCUACUGCAGAGCCGUGCUGUUGUAUCACAUGCAUUGUCUAGACUUGCAGCGUAUGUUACUGCAAAGCUUGUAAACAUUGUUUAGCAUUAAUGGUGCCAUCCCAGAUAUGCAAGCUAGACAUGCCACAAGCACUUGUGCAUCCACAUACCAUCACGGAUGCUGGCUUUGAACCGUGCACUAACUACAGGCCAGGUGGUCUCUCUUUGAUCGAUGUCUUUAUUAGGAAAUGAAAAUGACAGCUGUUAGGAGAAAGGAGCAGCAAUAUAUAGUAGGGGAGACAGGGGCUUGUUGUCACAUGGGUAAGUUGUCACAUUGCAAUCAUCUUUGCCACCAGAGGGCGCAACUAAAAAGUAGAAUACUAGUUUUCUUCUUUUACAUGGUCAGGGGUUGUGUCCUGUCUAAGAAGAGAAGAGCACAUUGUAAGCUUAGAUGAGCGCCAAUUAACCAUUUUGCACAACCCAAAGGGGAAAAAAAAAACUUAAUAUAUUUCAAAAUAAAGUUCUUCCAGAGGGGACAUGGUCAGGAAUUACAAAAGAAAAACUGAACAUGGCAGAGCAGUAACUGACGGGAUGUUGAGGGCAGUCAGACAGGUGACCCUAGCUGAUAAAUCAAUCUGGACUACAAUAAAGGACUUUAAUGUUAACUACCAUACCUUUGCACGGUACUGCAAAACAUUCACCCCAGCCGAAAUACAGUCAGUCAGCUGUCCAAACUCCAGAGCAUGUUGCAUAAUAUUUUAUGUUAACGUUCGUUUAAUGGCUAUGUUCAAUGACUUUUUCUAGCUCAAUGAUAAACAUUUUCUGUGCUUGACUUUGAUGUUCACUUUCAUGUAAAAAAAUGAGAACAAUCAUUUUGUCCUUGUGUUGUUAGCUGCAAAAUCCACUGUGACAUCUUACCCCGUGUAGUGAGACAACUUACCCGAUGGUGGGGCAACAUGUCACAUGUUCACACUCUCUAUUUGAUGGCUUAUAACUCUGCACUGACACAAGAUAUGAAAAUGACAUGAAUACCAAAUACCUGAGGCUUUGGUCUUUCAUCUGGUACACCUUUUGUUUAUAUAUAAUGUAUUGAUUUCAAGAAAUAUAUAAAAGUGUAAAAAGUGUGACAACAAGCCCCGGUCUCCCCAAUAUAACAUGUAUAAUUUCCCUCUUAAGUUAUAACCCUCCAUUCUCCCAAAGAACAGCCUCUGAAUUUAACCCAGGAGCAGAUUGUUCCUCACUUUACAACAUAAUUGUAAGAUUUUGAAAUCUACAAGAUCAAAAAAAGUAGAAGUUUUGGACUUCUUCUCUUUAGAGUAGAGACAAUUGUCCAUGAUUGUCCAUGUGCUCAGGUCCAGAGAAGUGGGCAUAAAACAUAAAAAAAUUCCUAAUAGGAGCUUUUAUGGAAAUAAUUUUGAGGUCUUAUUUGGGCUUUUAUUAUGUCAUAGCUAUAAAAAUCUGUUUGUUAUAACAUUUCUUAUUUAUGUCUUUGAUUUUUCUCUACUUAGGAGGUUAAAAGAACCUCCAAGCUUAUAACCGAACUUUCCAUUGAGUUCAACAAGAACCUGAAUGAAGACAACACAUACCUCGUCUUCUCUGAGCAGGAACUGGGUGAGCCUUUGAGCAUGAAACUCAGCCUGGUGUUACAAACAUGUUUGGACUUUUUAAUUAGCUUGUUGGCCUUUUCUGCUCAGGUGGUCUGGCUGACAGCUAUCUGAACGGCCUGGAAAAAACAGCAGAUGGGCGCUAUAUAGUGACACUGGAGUAUCCACAUUAUUUCCCACUCAUGAAGAGGUGUCACAAUCCCGAGACCAGGAGGAAGAUGGAAUCGGCUUUUCACAGCAGGUGCAAAGAGGUAAGUGAAGUCUGAUCAUAAAGCUGUAGGUCCUACACACACCUGACCACAAUAAAUCAUGUCACUGCAGCUCAUGCAUUUACACCUGAAGGGCAGUAAGACAGUUCUAUAGCAGUUCUUUUUUAACCUUCUCAUUGAAUCUUAACUUGAUUUUUGAGUUAUUUCAAGGGGCUUUCUCUGUCCUCUUUUUGUAGUUGUAAAAACCUCUCUUUGGAUUUUAUCCACCCCCGUAAAGAAUCAGGUUACCCACAAAUCCAUAAAGCGUAAAGCUGCACCUGCUUGUAUUAAAUUACUGCUACUGUAAACCAAACCAUUUUUCCUGCUACUGUAUUAAAGUUGUGAAACAUGCGGUAAAAAAAAAAAAGAACAAAAAAGAUAAGAUCAAUAAUUGUAGAAAUAUAAAGACAAAAAAGCAAAUAAAAGCUUUAAUAUUUCAAUUUAUACCCCCUUUUUUUAUUUCUGUGCAUACUUAUUUAGUCAUUGAAUAAAGAUUUGUCCAAAAGCCACUUAAUUGGCAGAUAGUCCCUUCAAACAAAUGUGAAAUCAACAGGUAAAAGAAUCAGAAAUACAAAGCAAUUGUAGGAAAAUAUAGUUGUUGAAAAAUAAUACAAAUGAUACAAAUCAUAUUUAAUGAUUUACACCGGGUUUGUUCAGUCAUAAAAACCUGGAAAACAGGGAAUUUGUAAAAUAAAAUCAAGACCACAAGUGACAAGAUUGGUAACUUUUAUGUUAUUAUUUUUAAUGCUUUAAGCCAGCGUGAGGGGGUAGGUGUCAGUCGAGCAGCUGAAGAAACAGCUCUGUUUUUACAAUUUGUAUGUAAAAUAUUCACAAUGGAGUCAGCAGGAGGAGAUUUUCUUGUCUGAAGACACUUUGCAAGCAUGUAGAGAAGAAGAUAAGCAAAUACUGCUCUGUCCACAGGGGGCACCAAAAUUGACAUAAACCAAAAGUUCCCCACAGGAGCUUUAAAUAAAGGUUUUUACCAAACCCACUGUCUGUAUUUGGAAUAAUCUAAGUGAAAAAUGAAUACUUGGACGUGAACACUACGAUGGAAAUCAUAUUUGAGAAAAACUCACGAUGUCUAGUUUAAUUUAACAAUUUAACCCAUGCUUCUUCUGUUAAUAUGGAGGAGGUGGGAUUUAUGACCUGUACUACAGCAAGUCAGUAGGGGGAGCUCUAAAUCUUUAGGCUUCACAGUCAGUGAACACUUGUGGUGUACAUUUCAAUAAACAGUUAUGUAAGUUUGCCUGAAAGACACGAAAAAGUCAAAAAUAUGUAAAAUCCCAUUCAUGUUAAUUCUGUCUGAUUCGUCUAAAUUUGUCAAUAUCUAAAUAUUUUUCUUUACACGCAACUUAUAUUACUUUUUUUCAUACGCAUGAGCUGUUUUCCUACAUUUUGUACUCAUACAUCUAAACAAUAAGAAGAAGAAUUUUAGUUAUUCUGUGAAGUGUUUUGUCUACUUCUCUUGCCCAGGUAAACACGGCGAUCCUGGAACAGCUGAUACAACUGAGAGCGAAGGUGGCAGACUUACUGGGUUACAGCAAUCAUGCAAACUACGUGCUAGAGAUCAACAUGGCCAAGAAUGCCAGCAAUGUGUCUGACUUUUUAGGUAUGACCCCUCCGUGACAUUUCACCUCACAUGCACAUGCGAAAAACACACUGUGACAUAUAUCACGCCAUCUGAUUAUGGCUCGGCAUUAUUUAAAUUUAUGGGUUCACAUGACAGGUAGAUGUGGAAGAAGAUACGGAAUCAGAGGAGAGGGAGAAAGGUGACACCACACGCCUGCGGUGUAUGUUGCGCCACAUGCCACAUGUAUGUUGAGUAACGAACGGUAAUUUAUAGCUCAUGGAGACAUGUGGUCGCACAUCACGGAGUGGAGGGGGCUUGAUUGAAGUCUCCCUGUCUUAUCACCUCAGAUAACCAACCUAAUGUAAACUUUUUCUUCUUAUUUUAAUUAUUGACCUAAAAACUCCUUAAAGUACUUUUCCAUCCAUGAUAUCCAAAAUGAAUGUCAACAUUUUAAACUUUAUACGCUCACACUGUCUCUCACAGGACGGUGAAUCUCCUCCUGUCUUUACAUCUGAGAAACUUAACCUCUCUGUAAUGUCAUUUUGAUCCCCAGUCAUGCUUCAACCUGCUAUAUGUAACUUUUUAGUGUUUGGUUGUCCUUGUCUGAACUUUAAAAAAAAGUUGUUGCAGGCACCAAAUUUAAAAUCAGCAAAACAAUUUCAAAAAUUUCAGUUUCUACAUUAGAUAUUUAGUCUUUGCACUAUUUUUAAUUAGAAAUAGAGAUUAAAUAGUUUUCAAAUCACACUCCCACCAGGAUUUGGAUUCAGGGUUGUGCAACCAAAACAAAACAUCUACCGUCCUGAAUGAAGCAUGAGUGAAGAAAAAAGUGCAGGACCCAGAACUCAACCCUGAGGAACCUCAUGUAAUAUAAAGGCAGUUGAGGACACAUGGUUUCCCAUAGAUUCAAAAUACUUUCUUGGUUUUAACCAUUGUAAAGCUUUCCCAGUGACACCAGUGUGAAACUACAUUAGUGCUCUAGAGAUAACAAAGAUAGAGUUUGUUCACUUAAAAUAAAAUGACUGCUCUUUUCCUCCUAAUUUUGCAGAUACGUUCUAUGAAAAACUGAAGCCGAUUGGAAUCAAAGAGAGGAAAUACAUCCUGGCUUUGAAGAAGAGGGAAUGUCUGAUGAAGGGCCUCCACUUUGAUGGACAGAUCAACGCUUGGGACUUACCGUACUACAUGAACCAGGUGGAGCAGUGCAAGUUUGCGGUGAACAAGGACAAACUCAUUGAAUAUUUCCCGCUGGAUGUGGUGACAGAGGGACUGUUUGGAAUCUACCAGGAGCUGCUGGGUCUCACUUUCACCGAGGUGGAGCUUGCUCAAGUGUGGCAUGAAAAUGUGAAGCUUUACUCAGCCCGGGACGCUGAAACUGGAGAGGAGGUCGGACAGUUCUACAUGGACCUGCAUCCAAGGUGAGACAUUUGUUACUUCAAUUACAGAGAAGUGAUUUAUUUUUAUUCUGCAGCCAAAAAAUGACUUUAAACAAAGAUAGAAUAAAGUCUGAAUGAGUUUUUUUGUUUGUUUAUGUGAAUUAUUUCAGUCAAGAUAGUGUGGAAAAAUGCUAUUUGCAAUUUCUCAGCCUUUUGGAGUGCCUUAAAAUGUCUUAUUUUAUUUAAACAACAGUUAGAAAGGAUUUAAGUUUAAUUCACAUUGGAUAUAGAAAAGAAGUAAACCAUUUCAACUGAAACCAAGAAACAUUAUAAAUAUAUUAGAUAAGUUACAAUAAGAAACGACUUGUGACAUACAUCACCUAGUGAUGCAACCUGGACACAUCAUCAGUGAUGUUACCUGGGAUCAUCGAGUGUUUCGGGUCUUUCAAGCAUCAUACACUCUCCUCCAGGCGACCCAGCCGGGGGUGAUCAAUCCCCAGCUUGUGUCCAGUUAAUGCUACCCUACCCACGGGUCUCCUCUCCUGAUCCACAGCCACCGUGAGGCAACCUCUGCUGCCUCCGUGGCCUCCUUGAUGGCCCUUUGCUUUCUAGGUCCUGUGAUGCCCAGCAUGCUAUAGACUCUGCAGAGGGACUGGCCUGCGAACCCUCUGCAUCCCACCUCGAUGGGCUCACAUCUUGCCCGCCACCCAUUGAGCCUACAUUCCUCCACCAGACCCUGGUAUUUGGCCCUCUUCCUCUCGUUGGCCUCCUCGAUUCGGUCUUCCCAUGGUACUGUGAGCUCCAGCAGCACGACCUGCUUGGAGGAUGUUGAGAUCAGUACCACGUCUGGCCUCAGCGAUGUUGUGGCCACAUUCUUUGGGAAUACCAGUUGUUCCCCGAGGUCAACUUUCAGCUCCCAGUCUUGAGCCGUUGCUAGCAGGCCAGAGGAGGUGGUCCUGACAGCAGCUGGUGGUUUCUCCCUAGCUCUGAUGAAGGAGAUGGACUUCCUUGUUGGGCGCAGGUGCUUGCAGUGGGCAAUUCCAUUGCAGAUGGUGUUUGCUAUGGCCUUCAAAACCUGGUCGUGGCGUCAGCGGUAGCGCCCCUCACUCAGGCCUUUUGGACAGCAGCUCAGGAUGUGCUCCAGGGUCCCUCUCUUCUGACACAGUGCACAGGCAGGCGACUCAACCUUUCCCCAGCAGAAUAAAUUAGACGGGCUCGGCAGUACGUCGUAGACGGCCUGGAUGAGGAAUUUAAUGCGCUGGGGCUCAGCUUUCCAAAGCUCAGUCCAAGUGACUUUGCGCUCUGCCGCCUGCUCCCAACGCAUCCAGGCUCCCUGCUGCCGCAUUCCAACCAUCCUGCUGGUUCUCUCUUCCCCCACUGCUGCUCGCACCUCUCCUUGGAGCAGUGCCCUCCUGUCCUUCCCCUUAGCCUUGUCGCAGCGAGGUGUUGCGCCGCUACCUAGGCCUGCUCUCCCCUGGGCCGCCGUCCCCACCAACACCCUGUGCCGCAGCCGUGACUCUGCAGCAUCCACGGCCUCUGCUGCCCUCCACUUCCGCCCCGUCCUGACUUCGAUCCCGGCUUGAGAGACUUUUGGGUCGCUUGACUCUCUGUACUGCAGCACCUCUCUAGUACGGCUCACCUUGAACUCUUCAUUCAGGCUGCUGAUCGGUAGCUUCAGCAUGUUGUUUUUCCCGUAUAGUGCGAUGCUGCUGAGGCUUCGAGGCAGUCCCAGCCACUUCCUUAGGAACUUGCUGACUCUCCUCUCGAAGCUCUCAAUUGUAGAGAUUGGGAUCUCAUACACCAGGAGGGGCCAGAGAAUCCUUGGGAGGAUGCCAUGUUGGUACACCCAGGCCUUGAAUUUGCCCGGUAAGCCAGAUUUGUCCACUGUGACUAGCCAUGCCUCCAGCUCUUGGUUGGUUGAGUGGAUGGCUGCUGUGUCUUUUAGGCUACAGCUGAACAUUUUCCCCAGGCUCUUCACCGGCUUUUCAGUGAUGGAUGGUAUUUGGGUGCUGUCGAGUGUGAAGUGAAACUUGUUGGUGACCUUUCCUUUCUUCAGCACGAGAGCUCUGGAUUUUGCGGGCUUGAAGGUCAUACGGGCCCAGGUGGUUAGCUCCUCCAGGCCUUUCAAAAUCCACCUGCCCCCUGGGACGUUUGGUGUUGUCACAGUCAGGUCGUCCAUGAAGGCCCUGAUGGGUGGCUGCCUGACACCGGACUUGGUUUGGGGCCCUCUGCACUGGACCUCUGCAGACUUCACUAGCAUAUUCAUGGCUAGAGUGAAGAGGAUCACAGAAAUAGUACAUCCUGUUAUGAUCCCUUUCUCCAGCUUAUGCCAGUCCGAUGUUGUGGACCCUGCUGAGACUCUCAGACUGAACCUGCUGUAAUAGUCCAAUAUGAGGUCUCUGAACUUGGCUGGGACAUGGUGCCGGUGUAGAGCUUCUUUGACCAGCUUGUGGGGUAUGGACCCAUAUGCAUUUGUAAGGUCCAGCUCAUGAUAUAAUGAUACAAUACAAUAAUGAUAUGAUAUCGGUACAGUAGCAAGAAACAAUUUAUAACCUUAGGAAAAUGUACUUAAGUCUUACGUAGGUUCAACCACAACUCAUGCAACUGCAACUCACCAGUUACCAAAAUAAAUUAAACUGUUUUUUUUUUUUUUUUUUUUAAAUGACUAUGACCUUCGGUCGAGUGGUUUAAUUGGCCUCAUAUACAGUGUUUGGAGUCCCAUUAUAGUGAUCGAUGAUCCCACUACCAGUCAAGAUCCUUUGCUGCAUCUCUUCCCCACUCUCUGUUUACCCACAUUUCCUGUCCCUUUUUAGCUUUUCCAUCAAAAACAGCAAAAAUGAAUCUAAAAAAAAAGCAAACAGAGAACAUAAACCAAGAGGAACCCAGAAAAACUCAUAUCUGUCAAAAUAAAUUAAGAUUUUUGCAAAUACUCAAACUACAUUGAUAAAUUCAGGAUUUAUUGUGCAGACCUGUCUCAAACCUUGAGUCUGAACUUAGGAACAGCAGGUUGGAUGAAGAAGUUGGAUAAGACCACGAAAAAGCAAACAUGCUCCAGUCUUGUUAUCUAUUUGACUCUUAAUUUGGUUAUGAAUGUGUGUCAGGUCUAUUUAUAGUCUCUUCACUUACUAACAGUCUGAAGUUUAUGAUCUGUCUCUAAACUUUUAUAACCUGUUCUUUCUGUUUUAUCACUAUUGUUGCUAUAAAACUGAAUUUCCCCUCUAAUAAAGGUUAUUAGCUUUAUUGCUUUAUUAUAUUGUAAAAAAGGUGCAACUUGAUUUUCUGUCAGUCAAGUUUCUGCUUAAUUAACUUUAUUGGGUCAUUUAUUUGCUCCAACAAGCUUAUCCUUCUUUACAGAUAACGAAAAACAAGCGAAUUAUUAACUAUAAGAAGGACCACAGCCCCCGAUCCUUUGUGGUUUUAUUUGUGUCACACGUCUGACCUUAUUUUCCACCAGGGUCGGAAAGUUUGGCCAUGCAGCGUGUUUCGGGCUGCAGCCAGGCUGCAGAGGACCUGAUGGAAAACGCCGACUUCCAGUGGCAGCUAUGGUGGCUAAUUUUACCAAGCCUAGGAAAGGCUGGCCGUCUCUGCUGCAGCACCACGAAGUGGAGACUUUCUUCCAUGAGUUUGGUCACGUGAUGCACGAGCUCUGCUCCAAGGUAAACCACUGUGAUCAGCAGUUUCAUUACAUUUGGAUUCUGUUGAUUCUAUUUUAAGCUUGAACCUCUGAUGUGUUUGUUUCCAGACCACUUUCUCAGAAUUUAGCGGGACCCUGGUGGAGACAGACUUUGUGGAGGUGCCUUCACAGAUGCUGGAGAACUGGGUUUGGGAGAAGGAGCCGCUGAGAAGGAUGUCCGGGCAUUACAAAGACGGCACACAGAUUCCUGACAAUCUGCUGGACAAGCUGAUCGCAUCCAGAGUGGCUAACACCGGUCAGAAACUUAAAUUUUCUUAAAUUCAGCAUUUAUCCAGAGAAGUCAAGACUCUCUGUGAAUGAGCUGAUGGUGUGUUUAUCAUCCUCAGGAAUGAUGAACCUACGUCAGGUUGUCCUCAGUAAGGUGGACCAGACACUGCACACCAGCUCUCACGCAGACACGGCUGAAGUGUUCGCAAAGCACUGCAAAGAUAUCCUGGGUGUUCCUGCUACACCAGGUAUGGAGUUAAAAUAAGGACGGUGGUGUUUCUGGUAUAUAAACAUGCACAACCAGUUUUUUAGGGUUGCUUAGACACAAUAUGGGAAGCAUAAUGGAAUACUUAGUCAAUCCUUCUGGACAUGCAGAUAACUCAUGAAAACUUUGCGCUCAAAAUCACAUAAUUCAGACAGGAAUUCAUGGCUCAUAUUUAAGGUUAUAUUAAAUCACUUUUUAUGCACACAUGCCUCUAAUGAAUGUUUUAAUUUGUCCUCUGCAGGUACAAACAUGACGGCCAGUUUCAGCCACUUGGCCGGAGGAUAUGACGGUCAGUACUACAGCUAUCUGUGGAGUGAAGUCUACUCUAUGGACAUGUACUUUAGUCGUUUUAAAAAAGAGGGCAUCAUGAAUCCCAAGGUGAGUGUAAAUUUACUGUAAACAUAUCAUAUAUCGUUUCUAUUUAUCUGGUGAAAUGUCUCAAAAGUUAAAUGUCUGCUUUUUGUAACAGGUUGGAAAAGAGUACAGGAGGGUGAUUCUAGAAGCAGGCGGCUCUGUGGACGGGAUGGACAUGCUGAAAACCUUCCUGGGUCGAACUCCAUGUCAGGACGCCUUCUUUCAAUGCAAAGGACUUAUGAAGUCUCAGGAAACAAAAACUGACAUAUAAUAAAGACUUUAUGUUUUUUUCCUGAUGUCAUAUGUUGAUGCUCUAAUUUUCUUCAUGUGAUUUUGUGUUCCUGGUGAUGAAUUUUACCUGUUUGUUUUGUUAAAUAGUACGUUAAAUCUUGGAUACUCCUUGUAAUAAAAUGUACAGUGGGUCUUUUAAGUAUUAAACAUUUUGAUUUUUUACAGUGUGGACAACACAUGUAUGAAUAAUAAUGUAAAUGUGUAUUAUUCAUGUGUAAAAUAUGAAAAUAUAAAUGAUAAUAAGGGUCUUGAAGUGUGAGAACAGUUGUAAGUAACGUGUUUGUUUUCAUGUAUUUGUUAAGGAUAUUGGCAAGCUGUAAUUGUGUGAUUUUUAGGGUAGAAAUUACACAAGUUUCCCCUUUUUAUGACAAAAGAUUUAAAUUAGAUGCAUAUAUAUAUAUAUAUAUGGCAGUAAAGUGACUUGACAGUCAAAGGGACUGAAACAAUUGUGUAAUAUGUGGCGUUUACUGCACCUGUCAGAGCAGGAUGUCUUACAAAACCUCGCCAUAUGCUCCUCUGAUAUAUCCGUAUAAAUUCCCUGCUUAACAGGCAUUAGGCUAUUAUUAAGAUGAAAUAUCUUCAUACCUCUCCUCUCAAGAAUGGGAUUAGAAAAAUGUCCUAAUUACCAUAUUGUUGGAGGAAGGGUUUGCAUAUGUUUUAGACUUGCAAGUAAUGAAAGUAUGUGUACACUAGGGGGCACCACUGGAUCACAAGUACUUGUGUAUGUAAAGACUAGGAUGCAGAAAAGCAGUUUUCAUAAAUGAGACUGUUUCCUUUUGUUUUAAUAAAAUUAAAGACUGUACAUUUAA
Messenger RNA from Xyrichtys novacula (pearly razorfish), 15666 nucleotides. Lineage: Eukaryota; Metazoa; Chordata; Actinopteri; Labriformes; Labridae. The record is from the annotation of a GenBank genome assembly.